ACUUCAGCCUCCUCCAGUUUCAGGAGACAAAUGUGGCUGAUGAAGGACUAAACCAAGCCUGUAGAGUGAUUAAAACAACCAGGAUUGAUCAUAAAGACACACUGGACCUGAACAUGCUCAAUAUUGGACCGACAAUGGUCGCCCUGCUGUGAGUGUGAAGCGAGUGGCUGGUUAGGUGACUGAACUUAAAGGAAUGGCACCCCUGAACAAUAAAAGUAAAAAGGUGCACAGGCCAGUUUCGCCCAGCUGUACGUCUGUGCAGAGUGAUGACUCCAUGGAGAUACUGAAUAACUUUAAAGAAAGGAAACACCUGGAGAACAAAAGUCUGCUGUCUGGAUUUGCUUCAACUAUACUGAGAAGUAUAUCUAUGAAGACUGACCGGUCACAUGAACCUUUACAAGAACACAGGCUGAGCCCUCGCUACGCUGAGGCUGGAGACGUGGCCUGUGAUCUGUGUAAAGGAAGGAAGUUAAGAGCGUACAAGUCCUGUAUGACCUGCCUCGCCUCCUUCUGCAAGAAACACAUCAGGGAUCACUACACAGUGGAGGCAUUGCAGAGACACCUACUGGUGGAGGUCAGCAAAAUCCCCAGUAUACACCAGAAGAAUGCUCAGCUGAAGAAAAUAAUCAAGGAGGAAUGGGAUGAAAACCAGAUACUGGAGCAUGAGAUCCAGACCCUGGGGAAAGAGAAUGCUGCACUGAGGGUCUGGAAAGGGGAGACACCUGUAGCAGCUGAUAUGGUGCUGGGUCCUGAUACAGCUCACCGGUCACUCCUUCUGUCUAUCGACGGCAAACGAGUGCAACCCAUCAAUCACAGGGCAUACAGACUUGACAAGUACAAGUGCAUCCUGACCACAGAAGGCUUCAGCUCUGGACGGCACUACUGGGAGGUGCAGGUCAACAGAGAGUUCACUACUGGGGUCACCAGAGAGUCGGCUGAGAGGAAAGGGAGGUUCAGCUUCUCUCCUGCUCGUGGUUACUGGUGUCUCUAUCACUUCAGACAGUCCUUCACAGCUCUGGAGGAGCCCAGCAGGCGCCUGCCACUCAACUCUGUGCCCCGGGUGCUGGGGGUCUGUGUUGAUGUGGAUGAGAAGUGGGUCAUUUUUUUUAACCUUGAGACCAAAGAACACAUUUACACUUUCAAGCAUAUGAACUUUGCAGACGGAGAGAAGAUCUACCCUGUAUUCACCACCAUGGAAUAAUCAGUGGAUCUGAAGAUUAAGACUGUGAGAUAACUGGACUCUUGCUGGAUUAUUGCUGUCCAAACAUUGGGUAAUCACUGAUCAGAUUAUAUAUGGUUUAAAUGUCCUUGGCAGCAGUUCUCAACCUUUCUAAGCUGCAACCCUCUAAAUGUCAGGUUGGACACACUACUUUCAAGACACUUAAAAUGUGCCCAGCAGGCACUUAACAUUGUCACAAUUCUGAAGUAUUGUCUCCACACUGACGGAGUUGGGUGAGCGUUGCUAUACCAUAGGAUUGGUGGCUUUGAAGUGUUGGUACAUCAAUAUGAUUUCAAUGUCUAAUGUUCUGUAACAUCAGGAAUUUUGAACUUGAUUUUAUUAUUGGUAUAACAACUCAUUUAAAUACUUGUAUAACACUGAAUUGUAAACAUUUUCAAAAUUGAUAUCAACUCAUUUCAACACUUGGUAUAACAAUUGUGAACUAUUUUUAAAAACUGGUGUAUUAACUUCAUUUCACACUUUGACAUACUGUUUUUAAAAAGUAAUUUGUAUGUAACAUGUUAUAUGUAAACCACCAAAAUAUAAAUAAAUAAAUAAUAC
Colossoma macropomum (tambaqui) is the source of this 1780-nucleotide messenger RNA. RefSeq names its product butyrophilin subfamily 2 member A1-like. The transcript is spliced from 5 exons. Bases 194 to 1201 code for a protein of 335 amino acids. The record is from RefSeq and is a predicted model, not a curated record. Gene Ontology annotation, molecular function: protein binding. Lineage: Eukaryota; Metazoa; Chordata; Actinopteri; Characiformes; Serrasalmidae.